UCUCGCAUUGUCACGUUUUUACACGGAUAUUAGACACUUCAAAAUGGCGAUGUUUUGGGUGUGUGUUACGUGGGCACUUCUGUUGACAACUGUCAACUGCAGAAACUACAAGGAAGGCGAAGGGGUCCAGCUUUAUGUGAACAAAGUUGGUCCUUACUUCAACCCCCAUGAAACAUAUCACUACUACCAACUACCUGUGUGUCGACCCGUUAAGAUUGAACAUAAGAGCCUUACCUUGGGUGAAGUUUUGGAUGGCGACCGCAUGGCAGUAUCAUUGUAUGGGUUGAAUUUUAAACGUGAUGCAGAUAAGAAGGAGUUGUGUAAAGUCAUGUACUCGGAAACUGACCUCAACUUGCUGAGGAAUGCCAUAGAGGAUCUAUACUACUUUGAAUUUGUUAUAGAUGACAUUCCUAUCCGAGGGUUUAUUGGGCAUCUGGAGGAAGGUGGUUUUCUGCCCCACAACCACAAGAUCUACCUGUGGGCACAUCUCCACUUCAAUGUGGAGUACAAUGGAGAAAAUGUCAUCUAUGCCAACGUGUCCACCAAGGAACAGCCGCCCGUGUCUCUUGAUUCCGUCACCACGCCAUUUGAAGUAGCCUUCACCUACAGUGUCAAGUGGCAUGCAACAAAUUUGAAAUAUGAAGAGAGAGGGAAAAGACUUCGUGACAACAGCUUCUUCCCCAAGACAUUGGAGAUCCACUGGCUAUCUGUCAUAAAUUCUAUAGUGCUGGUGUUUCUACUGAUUGGCUUUGUGGUCAUCAUAUUGACACGUGUUCUGAAGAGUGACUUUGCUCGCUACAACCUGGAUGAGGAUGACAGCGAGGAUCUGGACCAGGACGACAAUGGCUGGAAGAUUAUACAGACUGAUGUGUUCCGCUUCCCUGCUGCCAAGAAUCUCUUCUGUGCCAUCCUAGGCGUGGGAAGUCAGUUCCUGUGUCUGGCAGCUGGUAUCCUCAUGAUGGCACUGAUGGGAAUGUUCAACGUACAUCGCCAUGGCGCCAUCAACUCUGCGGCCAUCGUCCUCUAUGCCUUCACUUCAUGCAUCAGUGGCUACGUGUCCACCAACUUCUACAAGAGGAUGGGCGGCGACAACUGGGUGUGGAUCAUCAACCUGACAUCAGCCCUGUUUGCUGUCCCCUUCUUCCUUGUGUGGUCCUUCAUCAACUCGGUGGCGUGGGCAUACGGAACAACACAAGCCCUUCCCUGGACCACAGUCGUCAUGCUCAUGGCACUCUGGCUCUUCAUCGGUUAUCCUCUGACAGUCAUUGGUGGAAUAUUUGGGAAAAACUGGGCAAAUGGGUUUGAUGCACCAGUGAGGACGAAGAAUAUAUCUCGGGAGAUUCCAUCCGUGCCGUGGUACAGGUCUGCCUUCGCCCACUGUGUUGUUGGAGGAUUCCUGCCCUUCAGUGCUAUAUCUGUGGAGCUCUACUACAUAUUUGCUACUCUAUGGGGUAGAGAGCAAUACACCUUGUUUGGCAUUCUGUUCAUUGUGUACGGGAUACUGCUGAGUGUUACUGCAUGCAUAUCCGUGGCCUUGACCUACUUCCAACUCUCAGCAGAGGACUAUCGAUGGUGGUGGAGGUCAAUCUUUAGUGCUGGAUCGACCGGUGUGUUCGUGUUUCUGUAUGCCCUCUUCUACUACUUCAAGCGGUCCAAUAUGUCCGGCAUGCUGCAGACUGUGGAGUUCUUUGGCUACACAAUGCUGGCCUGCUUUGUAUUUUUCCUCAUGCUUGGAACGGUCUCCUUCUUUGCUUCGCUCAAAUUUGUCCGUUACAUAUACGUGAAUCUCAAGAUGGAUUAAUGUUUGGUUGUCAUUUUAACAUGAGGUGGGUGUUGAGGAUGCAGAUGUUGACUCCGAGGAGUGAAAGGGUCGGAUUAUGUGGAGAUGUGAAUUAAUCUGUAUAAGGGGUAGAAUAGUGUGGGACUCGGAGCUCUCCAGCUUAUUGUUAUGUCUAUUAAGUUUUCUUCCAUGAUGUUAUUCUUUGCAUUUAACGAAUAUUUUAUUAACUGCGGUAUUGUGAUAUGAGAAGUGUGUUUAUGUAAAAAUGAGAGAGUUAACAUCUGUAGGCAUAUAUAUUCUAUGAAGUUAUGGGGUGAUAAGCUUUGGGAAAGUCAUUAUAAUAAAUAAAUACUGGUAAGUGGAAUCCAAACACAGCCAUGAAUGCAAUGAAUGGAUAGCUGAUGAUGUUUUUGUACACUGUUUAGACCCAGAUCUUUCUCGUUCUAAAUGUAUUGAAGUAUGUGUGGACCUAGCACUAGCAGUCUUGUGACCAGUUUCCAUCAAUGUCAAGAUUUUGUGAUGAUCAUUCAUGAUGUAUUGAUAUUUUUUGUUGUGACUGAAAGCUGAUAAAAACAUUAUGUAUCCCUACUCUCUCACUAAUGAACAUGUUAUCACACAGAACCCUUGUUCAGAUAUGGCAGAAUAGGUCCUUUUACCUGCAUUAGUAGGUUCUCAUGAUGUAGUUAAUGUUACUGACAACAGUCAAAAAACCCUUUCACUUACUCACUUUCUGGUGGCCCAGUAGUUCAAGGUGCCAUAAUUCCCUGAACAGAGUUGCUUCCCUUAGUUGCCAGGAUCUGCUUGUCAUGGAUUUGAAAUCCAGAUUAACCCAACUAUGAUCCUUGUUAAGCCAGCACCAUACCAAUUUCACCAUACUCAUUGGUUUCAGCAGUGUUCUUAAUGCCUGCCGCGACUUGGCUCUUAUGCAAUUUCCUCAAACAUUAAGCUGACAUGCCAUGAUAAAACUGAAAAACUGUUCCAAAUGGUGUUUAGCCAAUUCACUCACUCACACUCUCAGCAGUCCAGGAGACCAAAUUCCACAUCUGGCUGCUGAAACAUCAUUCAAAUAAUGAAACCAAAUGAUGUGGCUACUUCCAAUGGAGUCCACCAGUUCCCCUGUAGCUGCUAGGUUAAAGGGGUUGUGAGAUGGUGGCUGCACUAAGCUUGGUGAAACCUUGAUGGUUGUGCUUGCUGGUGAUUGUGUUCAUAGACUGCUCAUCAUCCAUCGUCACCAAUGUUUCAUCAUAAAUGUGUUUGAAUUUGUUGAUUACCCCAUGACGUAUCAAUCUCAGUUAUGUGUAUUAGUGACAGAAUGAGUCAAAUCCAUAUUUUUCAUAUUUUUAUUAUUCACAAGUUGUGAAUACAAUGUUAAGCCUUACAAUAAUGUAGUUAUUUGUUUAUUCGGUGUUUGAUCCAAGAUGAGAAACUGAUUUUAUGAACAAAUUAACAUGAUUAAGUUAUGGCAACAUAUUUGUGAAAGACUUCAAUUUGCUUUCAACACAAUCUAUUUUUCUUAACCAACAGGUUAUGACAGAUAUGCAUAGUGCUCAGAGAUUAGACUUUACAUGAGUCUGAGUAGACAUACAUGUGGCCAAUGAAGCCAUUAUGCAGUAAAUGUCUUGUUGAAAAUAAGCAAAGGGAGGCAGAAAGAGGCUAGUAAUCAACUUUUUGUGUUGCAUCUUCCUGAGGCAAGGCCGUUAACUGACAGUAAAAGUCCAGUUUCCACCCUUGCUGAACUAGGCUGGAGUUUCUGGGCUGGAUCGUAGUGCCAUCAGUAGCUAUUAUGAGUUAUGUCCCUUCUAUGUCCUUCCUACUGACCAAUCAGAUUCUACCUCUCAUGUAGCUUACAUUUGCUUCAAACAAAAUAGCAGCACCCAGUCAAGACGAUAAGAACGAUAAUGAAAUCUAUAGUGUAAUAAAAUUGGUUUUACUUUGCCAAGUGCAUCAAAUCACGUGAUUAAAAACAUGAAACGAUUUGGAAAAUAUCAGUAGACGCCAAGUUGGUAGUACACAUGAUUUGCAAAUCCUGCAGUCGACCGAAAUCUGCAUGGCAGUUUAAGAACCAGAUGUCGAUUUUGUUACACAAUUUUGAUUGGACUAUGCAUGGACUUGUUAGUCCAGUCAAAAUAUAACUCCAUAAUUCCAGCCCAGUUCGGCAAGGGUGUAAACUGGACUUUUAUAGUCAGUUAACUCACUAGUCUCCGGAACAUGUUUGUGUUGUGACCCUCAAGUUUAUGUGAGAUGAGGGUAGUCAAGGGUGAAGAAUUGUAGGAUAGUUAAUACAUCAAUAAAUAUAAAUGUGUAUCUCUGUAUUAUAUGCCACAGAUAGUUGGAAUGCAUUCUUUUGGGGGAAAAUAGCGAUCUUUUAUCCAGUGAACUGUUAACACGUCAGUUUCACUGCAAAACGGGGGUUCCGAGUUUGAAUGCAUUCUUUUGGUGGAAACUAGCGAUCUUUUAUACACUGAGCUGUCAAACACUUCAGUUUCUCUGCAGGUGAGAUCCUGACUGAAUCGAGCAGGAGAGAACAAACUUAGUUAAAACAUCAAUGUACCUGUACAUUUUGUGGUGUAAGUUUACUGGAUGGUUAAUACAAGUUGUUAAUAUGACAGGUGUGAUUCAAAGAUAUUUUGUGGAAAUUACAAACAAAAUUUACCAUGAAGACUUUUUAUGAGAUUGAUGGUAAACAGUGUUUUGUACUUCGAGAUACUAGAAUUUGUGGCACCGACUUACCUCUUUCCCUAACAUUUGCUUGUUUAGUUUGUUUUGCUUUUGAAUGCUUCUGUUUGUGAAGCUGAAAACCUGUGUACCUGUGAAAGUGAAGUGUAAGAAUUGUUUUGUCACAACACUGCUGUUAAUAUUCCACAUAGCAUUGUACCAUUGCUUUAUCCAAGAGACAUAGGCUACAUUGACAUGUCUGAAUACAUAUGUAUCUGAUUCACUAGUAUGUCUGACAAUCGAUAGGAUUCAACAUGGAGUUAUGACCCUAGGUAUUGAAUUCAGUAAACUGUUAGAACUAUUUAUGAUCACUUCGCAUUUUUCUUUUGUCUACACUUUUAUACAUCUCCCCUCAGUUAAUUUCCAUAGGUCAUAGUGGUGACCAAUGGGAUCGGGUGGUCAGCUUGCUGACUUGGUUGAUGCAUUUCAUCGUAUCCGAAUGGCAUGGAUCAAUGCUCAUGCUGUCAAAAACUGGAUUGUCUUGUCCAGACUCGAUUAUUUACAGACCACCGUCAUAUAGCUGAAAUAUUGCUGAGAGAUGCGUUAAAAAAACAUCCAAUUUCCAUAUGUAAUAUUAGUUAUCUUCUUUGGUUUUUUUAAAACUUUUUUAAUCACCAUCUGCAUUGCUUCCUUUACAAAGGGAGGUAAUUGUUUCUGCCAUCAUGAAAAACUAGUAGAAACGCAUUAUCAAGCAGACGGUCACAUAAUCUGAUGGGAUUGUUUGGUGAAGAAAUAUUUCAAGUUUAAGGAGUGGUAUAAAUGUAUGGUUUUUACUUAUAAAUUUUAGAGGGCAGUACACUAUUUAUGUCCAAAGGGAUUAAUAAUCAUGUAUAAAGUUCAUUACUAUGUUUCACUAGCUGAAAUCCAGGUUUUGGGUAUGUCAUAAUGGCAACUUUAAUUACCGGUACUACUUGAGCCAGUGGCCUAAGAUGCUACAUUUUGUUAUGCAGAGUUAUGCCCCUUAGCUGCUACCAUGUUUAGCUGACAAAAUCUAACAAAACUAUUGUUAGAACAGCAUUAAUCCUACUUCGCUCAACACCACUGAGACUGGUGAUAGUCAUAGGAUUGCAUGGGAGGGCUGCUUGACACCUUGUGGGCCAGAGGAGAAUGUUACUUACAUUGGUAGGUAGGUAUUCAUCCUUGGGCCUCUACUGCUGUAGUUUCCCUUCUAAUAUGAGAAAUAUCACAAGAGUUGCAUAUUGCAAAUAUUCAUCAGAAUGCCUAAACAAACUACAACGAUGGGAGAUUUACAUCAGUUCUUCCACUGCCUUCUUGGAAUGGCUCGAGACUACUCAACGUGAUCAAAAGUUGAGUAGUACAAUUUCCUUACUACUCACUUGAACAUGCUGCUUCUGCCUUGGAGGUAUUGGGGAACUAUUGGUAUUCAGUAACUACAUGUUCUAAGACAAGAACAAAGAGUGUGUUCCACUGAACACCAACCAAUCUCCAGAUCUCCACAAAUGUAAAUAGGCUGGGACUUUGGGUGUACAUUUUCUUCCAAUCAUUAUGACUUUCUAUUUAAUUCCAUUAGUUUAUCAUAAUUUCCUCAUACCCAUUGCCAUCACAAAUGCCUGUAUAUCACUGAGGUUGUACAUAUUUACAUUGGAGGGGUUACUCAAGUGUUCCUUUCAGAACCUUGUCUAGUAUCACUAGAAAAAAAACAACUGUGUUUACAUCAUGGUAACUUAUUAUUGUAUAUAUCAAUAAAGUCUGUUCCAAAUAGA
Molecule: messenger RNA, 6219 nt
Organism: Haliotis rufescens (red abalone)
Lineage: Eukaryota; Metazoa; Mollusca; Gastropoda; Lepetellida; Haliotidae
Product: transmembrane 9 superfamily member 1-like
Exons: 15
Coding region: 44-1801 (585 amino acids)
Biological process (GO): protein localization to membrane
Cellular component (GO): membrane
Source: RefSeq, a predicted model, not a curated record